AUGAAGAUUAAAUCGAAGAUAAUCGAUUUCUGUAAAAUCGUACGCAAAUACGGAUUGGAUUAUUGUGAACUUGAAGAUAUGUUAAAGAACGUUGCAGUAUUAUUGAGAACUGUUACAUUGAACAUUGACAAAUGGAAUAUGAAACCAAUUCCUCUAAUCAGCUAUAUCUUUACAAUACUCGGGUUCCUGUGCUACUUCUACAUCUACCUCGUCUCCAUGCUCUGGUGCGCGUUUGUUCGCUACAGGAGGUCUGAUUACUUCCUGGGAUCUGUUCUUGUGUUCUCUCUCGGCGCUUACACGGAGUCCUGCGCGAUACGAUUGGUGUUUAUGGUGAUCAAUGGUAAAACAAUAAGAGAAGUUGUGGAGAGAUAUCGAGUAUGUAACAAACAAAUAGAACCCGGCACUCGACUGUCAAGGAAUAUUCUGAAGCAAUUGAAAAUAGUGAAGAAGAGGGCAACUUUUAUAUGGCUAACACUCGUAAUCAAUGCUUAUUUUUAUUUAAUUCUGCCAUUUUUCUUACCGGGAAAGCAGUUUGCUGAAAAUACACUUAUAGUUUACGGUCUAGAACCGAUUACAGAAUCACCCAACUAUGAAAUUGCGCAAGCUAUGUACUGCUUGGCGAUACCAACAGCGACGAACAGUCUCGCAAACUGUACAGCAUUAAUAAUAAUAUUAAUCGGUUACACUGAAGCGUCGCUCCUAGCACUAAGCAAAGAACUACUCAGCAUGUGGAACGACGCAGAAACAUAUUACGAGGAAGGAGAUCACACAAAUUCCAAGUCGAAAAUCAUGAACGAGUUCGUAAAUCGCCGCCUGAUAUUCAUCAUAAAACUGCACAACGAAAACAUAAUUCUCAUAAAGCAGCUAGAGUACGUACUACGUGUGAGCAUGGCGUUAGAAUUUCUAGUACUAAUGGCUGGUAUGAUCGCCGCGCUCUUGGGAGGCAUCGAGAACACAUAUUUGGAGGUGCCGUUCGCUUUCGCGCAGCUUUUCAUGAACUGCUAUUUGGGGCAAAAGACAAUUAACGCCAGCAACAGUUUCGAGACUGCAGUGUACGGUUGCAAGUGGGAAAACUUUGAUAAGGCGAACAUGAAAACCGUUCUCAUCGUGCUGCAGAACUCUCAAAAGACAUUGCAACUUUCCGCGGGAGGGGUCGCCAUCUUGAGUUUCGAGUGCUUGAUGUCGGUGGUUAAAUCUUGCUAUUCGUUUUACACGACGUUGCAAUCAACGCUUAAAUGAAUUCAAUCAGAAUUUAGCUUACACGUAGAUCAGUUUACACACAUAUCUACAUACAUAUAUUUUGCAUCAUUUCAAAAUAUUUUCUCCCAAUAAAAAUACGUAGAUAUUGUCUAGUUUCCGCUUUUCUUUUUCUGGUAAAAUUAAUAAGUGUCUAAAACCGUACAAUAUCUAGGUAU
Zerene cesonia (dogface butterfly) is the source of this 1415-nucleotide messenger RNA. RefSeq lists its product as uncharacterized. Gene Ontology annotation, molecular function: olfactory receptor activity; odorant binding. The transcript is spliced from 4 exons. Gene Ontology annotation, cellular component: plasma membrane. Lineage: Eukaryota; Metazoa; Arthropoda; Insecta; Lepidoptera; Pieridae. Gene Ontology annotation, biological process: detection of chemical stimulus involved in sensory perception of smell; sensory perception of smell. The coding region runs from base 1 to 1239 and encodes 412 amino acids. The record is from RefSeq and is a predicted model, not a curated record.